This is a messenger RNA of Thlaspi arvense, 2087 nucleotides long. The record is from the annotation of a GenBank genome assembly. NCBI's taxonomy places the organism in Eukaryota, Viridiplantae, Streptophyta, Magnoliopsida, Brassicales, Brassicaceae.
CGAGCAUGUUAUUUUUUUACAAGACUAUAAUUACUUAGCAUAUUAUUCUUACGACUCUAUAUAAUUAUUUAGCAUAUUAAAUAUUGGUUUAUCUAUUUACGAAAAUUCCAAAUAAAUAAAAUCCAUUAUAUUGACGACAGAAAAAGCAAACUUUGGAUUUUUUCUUGGCACUAGUCCCUAUAUGAUUAGGUUCUUCCGGGAAUAAAUUCUACCCAUCAUAUAUAGAUAGACAUAUAGUACAAUAUAUUCGGGCCUGGAGAUGGCUCAAGGAACAUGACGUAGAUUUGUUUACAGCAGCCACGUUCGAUAAACAUGUGGACUCCCCUAUAUUAUGGCAUACUCUUAAGCGUUAGCCUACACAGUAAACCGUCCGCAGUUUAGUCUCACAUUUUGUCUUUGGGGUAGGAGAAAUCGAAAAUGGCAUCCCAUUUCGUUUGCGAUGCACAAAAACCACACGUAGUUUGCGUACCUUACCCGGCUCAAGGCCACAUCAACCCGAUGCUCAAAGUGGCUAAAAUCCUCCACGCCAAAGGCUUCCACGUCACCUUCGUCAACACCGUCUACAACCACAACCGCCUACUCCGUUCACGUGGUCCAAACGCCCUAGAUGGACAUCAUUCCUUCCGCUUCGAGGCCAUCCCUGACGGUUUACCGGAAACCGACGUGGACACCACUCAGAACAUCCCCGCCCUUAGCGAGUCCACUAUGAAGAAUUGUCUAGCUCCUUUCAAGGAGCUUCUCCGGCAGAUCAACGCCAGAGAUGACGUUCCUCCGGUGAGCUGUAUUGUAUCGGACGCUGUGAUGAGCUUUACUCUUGACGCUGCGGAGGAGCUCGGUGUCCCGGAGGUUCUUUUUUGGACAACCAGUGCAUGUGGCUUCAUGGCUUAUUUACACUUUCAUCUCUUCAUCGAAAAAGGUUUAUCACCUUUUAAAGGUGAGAGUUGCUUAACAAAGGAACACUUGGACACAGUUAUAGAUUGGAUACCAUCGAUGAAGAAUCUAAGAUUAAAAGACAUCCCUACCUUCAUCCGUACCACUGAUCCUAACGACAUAAUGCUCAACUUCGUUGUCCGCGAGACCAGUCGAUCCAAACGCGCCUCUGCUAUCAUUCUCAACACGUUCGAUGACCUCGAGCAUGACAUCAUCCGGUCUAUGCAGUCCAUUUUACCACCGGUUUACUCAAUUGGACCGCUUCACCUCUUGGUGAGCCAGGAGAUUGAAGAAGGUAGUGAAACGGGAAGGAUGGGAGCGAAUCUUUGGAGAGAGGAGACAGAGUGUUUGGAUUGGCUCAGUACUAAACCUCGAAACAGCGUCGUUUAUGUUAACUUCGGGAGCAUAACUAUAAUGACCGCGAAGCAGCUCGUUGAGUUCGCUUGGGGUUUGGCGGCAACAAGAAAAGAGUUUUUAUGGGUGAUCCGGCCGGAUUUAGUAGCCGGAGAGGAGGCGGUGAUUCCGCCGGAGUUUUUAACGGAGACAGAAGAUCGAAGGAUGCUUGCGAGUUGGUGUCCUCAAGAGAAGGUUCUUUCUCAUCCGGCGAUCGGAGGAUUUUUAACGCAUAAUGGAUGGAACUCGACGCUAGAGAGUAUUUCCGGCGGAGUUCCGAUGGUUUGUUGGCCGUUCUUUGCAGAACAACAAACGAAUUGUAAGUUCUGUUGCGAUGAAUGGGAGGUUGGGAUGGAAAUCGGCGGAGAUGUGAAGAGGGAGGAGGUUGAAGCGGUGGUUAGGGAGCUGAUGGAUGGAGAGAAAGGAAAGAAAAUGAGAGAGAAGGCGGAAGAGUGGCGGCGCUUGGCCGAGAAAGCGACGGAGCAUCCGUGUGGUUCGUCGGUCGUGAAUCUGAAUACGGUUGUUGAUAAGAUUCUGUUAGGACAUGUCCCGAAAAUUGAUCAUGAUGAUUAAUCGAAAGUAAAAGAUGAUCACACACAUUUGUGUUUUACUUUCUUUUUCUUUUUUCUCUUCCCACUGUGUUUUACACUUUUACUUAUCUAUAAUUGUUAUUAUUGCUUUCAAACGUGUGUAAUAGUAGUAGUAAAACAGGAAUGAAAAUGACUAGGUAAAGAUUUUUUUCUAAUCUAGAAAAGAGCUUUGGA